ACUAUAUGCCCGCCCCUCUUCCAAACUCGCCUAUAAAAUUAAAUCUGACUGGGAUGGUCGACAGAGCGGAAAAGUCAGGGUCUAGAUCAAAACUUUGCACAAUGGAGCUUUGGCCAUUCGCACUGUUUACAAUAAUUUCCUCGUUUUACAGCGUUUUGGCGCUGCCACCUAAAGGCGUGUGUCUCCUUGAAGUGGAUGAGGGACCUUGCAGAGGGAAUAUCGAGCGCUAUUACUACAACACUAUCACCCAGAAGUGCGAGGUUUUCUACUAUGGAGGCUGCCAAGGGAAUGCCAAUAACUUCAAGAGUUAUCAGGAGUGCCACAAGACAUGUUACAAAAUUCCCAAGGUUCCCCCGAUCUGCAGGGUUCCCAAAGACGAGGGACCCUGCCGUGCCCUCUUACCCAGUUACUUCUUCAACAUGACCACCAUGCAGUGCGAGCCGUUUUCUUAUGGGGGAUGUCAAGGGAAUUCCAACCGCUUCCAAAACCUAGCCUCUUGCAUGGAGUAUUGCAGUCCAAAACAAUUUCCUCCUGUGCUCUGUCGGGAACCCCUGGACAAGGGCAAGUGUUCAGCUUCCAUAACUCGCUAUUACUAUAAUGCAGCCACCAAGAUGUGUGAGGAGUUUGUCUACUCGGGCUGCGGAGGGAGCAACAACAACUUUGUCUCGCUGCAAGGCUGCAUGGACGUGUGUGGUAAAGGUGUGCAAAUGAUGGAAAAAGCACACAGGCCAAGGAAAAUUUAAGCGAAUGAGACAAUAUAGAAAACCCAUGCCAUCCUUGCAGGUGUAAAUGUCUGACACUUGCUCUCAGGAAUUCUCUCUUGGAGAAUUUCAUAAUGGAAACUAAUGUGUGCUUCUUUAUACUGAAAUAUGGACCAGGUUGUAUGUGCUGUUAUGCGACAUAUAUCGACCACAUUUGUAAUGGCUUGUGAGCCUUUUUCUGAAUUUUAUUGACUGUAUGCUGUUGGUAAACUCAGGACUAAUAUUCCUGAUUAUGUAUUUUGAUAUUGUAUGUAUGUAAUAUAUGUUUUGUAUAAGUAACAAACUACUUUUUGUUGUUCAGAUACAUUUUUUGAUACAAAAUAUCCUGAAUUUGUUAAAGAAUUCUGCCUUUUCUUUACUUUGAUGAUGCUUUUUUAA
Messenger RNA from Archocentrus centrarchus (flier cichlid), 1139 nucleotides. It is a transcript of the gene tfpi2, whose product is annotated as tissue factor pathway inhibitor 2. The record is from RefSeq and is a predicted model, not a curated record. The transcript is spliced from 5 exons. Gene Ontology annotation, molecular function: serine-type endopeptidase inhibitor activity. The coding region runs from base 6 to 743 and encodes 245 amino acids. Lineage: Eukaryota; Metazoa; Chordata; Actinopteri; Cichliformes; Cichlidae.